Messenger RNA from Mugil cephalus (flathead mullet), 4010 nucleotides. RefSeq lists its product as uncharacterized. The transcript has 4 exons. The record is from RefSeq and is a predicted model, not a curated record. NCBI's taxonomy places the organism in Eukaryota, Metazoa, Chordata, Actinopteri, Mugiliformes, Mugilidae. The coding region runs from base 1913 to 3550 and encodes 545 amino acids. Gene Ontology annotation, molecular function: GTP binding.
AGGCUCACAGUUUAAAUUCUGUACGUCUCACUGCUUUGACGAGCACAAUGUGAGAGAGAGAGCAAGUUUGUCUACAAGUGUGGAAAAAAUCAUGUGUGUAGAGUAUAAAUUGUAGCCGGGUUGAGCGUGAAAAAAGAAAAGUUUCAGACAAUUUCAGACAACUUCCCCCACUCUAAGUGAUGAUGUCACCACUCUGGCACAAACAUUCCGCGCAAUACACACCCAUUAUAAUCUCAUAACUUCUCCAAAUGAUCAGGGUCAUUGAACAGUGAUUGAUCAAAAACUAUAUCAUCAGUGUGGUGCUUAAGAAACUUCUACCCAAGUCACUUUUUUGAUGGAGUACUUGAAACCGAAACAUUGAGAUUGUGGAAGUAAUUGCAGUUGGUGUGGUUCAACAUUUAUCAGCACACUUCAGUGUCUCUGCCUUCUCUGCCGGCCUAAACCUCAUCAAAAUCGCUGACUUACAUUUAUCCAUCGUCAUAUUUCAGCCAAAGUCAAAGGUAUCUGCCUGGACCUUAAUGACUGAACCUAAAACACAUCGUUGUUCCUUUAACCAGUCAUAUUUCCAGUUGGUAUUUUUAUUCCUUCUCUGUGAUCUACGGACGUCAUUGGACGUCAGAGAACCGGUGUGUUUAAACCAAGCUAGCAGGACAUGUUCAUUUGUUGAGAGCUGCACAAGCAAAUCAUCCCCAUUAACAUUUUGAUAUUUGUUGAAGCUACGAUGGAGGCAAGAGGAGAGGCCAUUGAUUUGGUUGUAGAUCUUCUUAAAAAGACAUUUUCAUGGUGGACUUGGAAAAGCUGGAUAUUGUGGGGUAUUCCUGGUCCUAGCUAACCUGACCCAGCCUGGGAAACAUUCAGAUCAUCAAUAUGGGCAAUAUGAGGACUCUGAAUAGUUUCUUAAGCUCAGGUGAGUAAAAUGAUUAAUAUUUACAUCUUUUAUGUAUAUUUUUUACCAUUUUCUUGGGUCAACAUUGAUGCUUCGGCUGGAUUUAACAUAUGGUGUUGGUGGCUGCAGUGAGACUUUUUGAAAUGUUCUUUCUCAUUAUAUUUGUAUUUUAAUUAGCACAACAAUAGUUAGGAGUCCUGUCCUCACGUUACCUCAGGAGUAUGUGUUCAUGCAUAGAUCUUGUUGAACUUUAAUUUGAAGUUUCAGAAAAAAAAACGGCUAAAAAUAUCUGCAUUAAAUAGUGUAGUUAGUUACAGUUGGUCUAAGCGAGAGACAUUCGGAUUGGAUAAAUGUGUUCAGAUGAUAACGAGAUGUGUAGGAGACAACUACAAGUACUGAGGCUGCUGAGAUAAGUUUUAAUAUUCUUUGUUUACUCUACAAUCACAAGCUCGUCUUGUCAAAUUUGAAUUUAUGAAACAAUCAUAAAUAAGGAAGCGACAAAAGGAGAAGCAGGAAAAAAGAUGAUGUGUGCAGUUUGUUGUCUGUCUGAAAAAGAAGUGGUUCGACCACCUGAUGACGUCUUCGUCUCUGCCAGUAACAUGUACUGGCUGCUUACAUUGCAUUUGUGAAGGACUGUUGUACUAUUCAAACAGUGAACCACCAACUGCUUCUAUUUGUUGCGGUUGUCUUCUUUAAUCUAGUUCUCUCUUUCUUAGUUCCUUAUUUCUAAAAAAGAAAGUUCAAUAAAGCCGUAAGAUGAGUUUCUGUGUGUGACUAGACUCUGCUGGUAAUAGAUGUUUGGUUGUGUCGUCUCCUUGUGUGUCUCUGGUCUGUGCAGUAACCUGAAGUUCUAAAUCAUCUGCAGAAACACCUGAAUGAUCGUUUAGUGAUAAAGGGAAGUUUGGAAUAGUGUGGGUGUUUAUGUGAAACCAGGUUGACUUCCUCUCUGCUGCCAUUCAACAAGCAACAACGAGCAGACUUCAUUCACUCGCUCCUUCAUCACUGUGCGAAUCACCAACAAUCGCCAUGGCAAUGGAUACUAACACGUCAUCAAAAUUCAGAAGCAUCAUCCCAAAAUGUGACGUGAUCCAAGAAGGAUCUCCUUCCUGCUUCAAGCUGACAACAAAGACAGAGACUGUUGGGACUUUAAGAAGAGUGACCUUUGGUAGAAGAAAUGUGGACUUGCCCAAUAAAACCAUCUUACUUGUUGGUGAAACAGGAGCAGGAAAAUCUACUCUGGUCAACUUUCUGGUGAACUACACCAUGGGAGUGAAGUUUGAGGAUGACGUCUGGUUCCACAUCCUGGAGGAGGAGGAGGAGAAAAAAAAUCAGUCAGAAAGUCAGACAACAGAUGUGAUUGUGUACAAGAUCUUUGGUUUUGAGGGUCAAACUCUGCCCUACUCUCUGACCAUCAUCGAUACUCCUGGAUAUGGAAGCACCGAAACAAUCGAACAUGAUGUCGUUGUUAGUCAAAGAUUGUUUGACUGGUUUCGGUCGGAGGAUGGAGUUCAUGAAGUGGAUGUUGUGGGUGUGGUGAUGAAGGCCAGCGAGAAUCGACUCAGUGACCGACUGUCAUACGUCUUUGAUUCAGUGAUGUCUCUGUUUGGAAAAGACCUGGAGAAAAACAUCGUAGCUCUUAUGACACAUUCAGACGGGAUAACACCUAUAGAUACCCUUGAAGCCCUUAGAGUCGCAAAUAUUAAAUGUGCCAAAAAUGAGGAGGGACACCUCGUUCACUUCCUGUUCAACAACCGCCAGCAUCAAGACCGAUCACAGCAAACACAGAAACUAGAAGAUGCACAUCAAAUAUCGGUUGAAGGAAUGGAGGGACUCAUUGCUUUCAUGGAAAAAACUGCUCCUCAGAAACUGGAGGAAACUUUGUCUGUUCUGAAAGAACGCAUAAGACUGACGGCCUCCAUCCAAAACCUGAACGACAGAAUUCACAUGACUGAACUGAAGCAGAGAGAGCUCAGACAGACCGAAGAAGCUCUGAAGAAACAUGAACGAGAAAUGAAGAUGAAUGAAGAGUUCACUAUAGAAGUUGAUGAGCCCUACACAGAAAAAGAAGCUACUGGUGGCAGGAUGUGGGGACUGUUCUUCUUUGAAGGAGCUGUCCGUUGCACACAUUGUGAGGAGAACUGUCACUAUCCUGGAUGCACAGUGGCCUGGAAACCUGAAUACUGUGAGGUGAUGAAGAACGACCGCUGUACGGUUUGUAGCAGGAACUGUCUGGCAUCAGCUCACGUCAAAGACAAAUGGGUCUAUGUGAAAAAGACACGGAAGGUCACAAAAACAGUGGAAGAAGUGAAAAUGAGGUAUGAAAGCAACAAAGCAGAAGCUGCAAAGAAAACCAGUAUUUUGGAAGGACUUCAACAAGAAAUAGAAAAUCUUGAAAAAGAUAAAGAGAAGUGGCUGGAGGAGGCCUACCGACACGUUGAAAGACUUAAACUCAUCGCCCUGAAUGUUGAUUCAGUGUCCACUUAUGUCCACUAUGACUUCCUCAUGGAGAGGAUGAAAAUAAAAGGAGACACAGAGAAGUUUCAGAGGUUGAAAGAAAUGGCUCAACAAACCAACAAACACCUCCAGAGUGGGAUCCAGUACGCUGCAAGAAUGUGGAAAAAGUUGACAAAAAGCGAGGUUGAAAUGAGGGGCACUGAAGUCUAGACUCAGAUUAAUCUGCAGUUUAUUCAGUUUGUUAUAGGAUUAUACUAGUUUGAACCUACAGACAAUGUUAAGUGUUGGUUCAGAUUAAAUGUGUUAACCCUCAAUGAACAUAAUCAUUUCGCAUGUUUUUGUAAAUAUGUUCAAAGUUUUGUUUCAUGAAUCAUUUGAAAUGAGCAGGUUGAUGUUUCUGUCUUCACUGAAUGAAAAUCAUCUGUAAUUUGUUUUACAAUAACGUUACAGAUCAAUAGUUUAUUGUUACUAUUAAUUCAGCUUCAAACAUUUUGUAAAUAACUUGUGCAUUCCUGAUUAUCUUUCAUCAAGUUGAUUAAUUUUUGUUACUGAGCAGAUGAGAAUGAAGCUUAAGAAGUGUUUCAUGAUUGUUGAACCGACCUGUCUUUGAUUUAAAACCUCAGAUUUCUGUCAAGUUCUGACAAAAUAAAUUAACAGUAGUUUGUGAACA